Molecule: messenger RNA, 1134 nt
Organism: Trifolium pratense (red clover)
Lineage: Eukaryota; Viridiplantae; Streptophyta; Magnoliopsida; Fabales; Fabaceae
Product: calcium-dependent protein kinase SK5-like
Exons: 4
Coding region: 63-956 (297 amino acids)
Biological process (GO): peptidyl-serine phosphorylation; intracellular signal transduction; protein autophosphorylation
Cellular component (GO): nucleus; cytoplasm
Molecular function (GO): calcium/calmodulin-dependent protein kinase activity; ATP binding; calmodulin binding
Source: RefSeq, a predicted model, not a curated record
AGCUCUGACUCUGUCUUCCUUAUUUCAUUCUCUUUAUUCCAAACCAAACACAACAUUGAAGAAUGUCUAUUUCAAGCGCCGCACCACCAAAACCCACCCAGGUUCUCCCUUAUGCAACAAAGGAUCUUCAUGAAGUCUACACCUUGGGUACAAAAUUGGGUCAGGGUCAAUUUGCUACUACAUAUCUAUGCACACACAACACAACAGGUGAAACCUACGCUUGCAAAUCAAUUCCAAAGAACAAACUUUUGUUCAAAGAGGAUUAUGAUUGUGUGUGGAGAGAGAUUCGAAUAAUGCAACAUUUAUCUGAACUCCCAAAAAUUGUGAAGUUCCAUGAUGCCUAUGAAGAUUCAUUUUUUGUUCAUUUGGUUAUGGAGCUUUGUGAAGGUGGUGAGUUGUUUGAUAGGAUCGUGCAGAAGGGAUAUUAUAGUGAGCAACAAGCUGUUAAGUUGGUUAAAAAUAUUGUUGAGGCUGUUCAAGAUUGUCAUUCUCUUGGUGUUAUGCAUAGAGACCUUAAACCUGAGAACCUUGUGUUUGAUACUGUUGAAGAUGAUGCUGAUCUCAAAAUUGUUGAUUUUGGGUUGUCUGUUUUUUAUAAGCCAGGUGAAAUCUUUAGUGAUGUUGUUGGAAGCCCGUACUAUAUUGCACCAGAGGUCUUGAACAAGCAUUAUGGACCUGAAGCUGACUUGUGGAGUGUCGGGGUUAUUUCCUACAUCAUAUUAAGCGGAGUUCCACCAUUUUGUGCCGAGACCGAGAAGGGGAUCUUUGCACAAAUUUUGCAUGGAAUACUUGAUUUCCAGUCCGAGCCAUGGCCUGUGAUUUCAGACAGCGCCAAGGAUCUAAUUCGAAAAAUGCUUGAUAGGAAUCCGGGAAAAAGGUUUACGGCACACCAAGUGCUCAGUCAUCCAUGGAUUGUUGAUGAUAACAUUGCACCAAAUAAGCCUCUUGGGGUCUGAUACUAAUGCAGAACUUAAAAAGACAAUAGAUGUAAUCUUUGUAAGAAAUAAAUAAAAGUGCUCUCAUGCCACAUUAAAAUGUAGUGCAAAUCAAUGACAGUCAUAUAAAUGUAAGGUUUGGGAAUUUAUGUGCAGCCCACAAGGAAAUAAUAGAGAAAUAAAUGGAUCAAUAAUAUUA